This is a messenger RNA of Saprolegnia parasitica CBS 223.65, 649 nucleotides long. RefSeq lists its product as hypothetical. The transcript has 3 exons. Bases 32 to 649 code for a protein of 205 amino acids. Lineage: Eukaryota; Oomycota; Saprolegniomycetes; Saprolegniales; Saprolegniaceae. The record is from RefSeq and is a predicted model, not a curated record.
GUGUCGGGUUGAUCAUUUUAAAAUUGCCUCCAUGGAGCCAUCGACGUUCCAGCUCUCGCCCAUGUGCCAGCUCAUUGUGUCGCUCGGCGACAUCACGCGCUGGGAAGGCGACGCCAUCGUGAACGCAGCCAACGAGCUCAUGCUUGGCGGCAGCGGUGUCGAUGGUGCUAUUCACAAGGCCGCGGGUCCGAAGUUGUUGCAAGCGUGCAUGCAAGUUCCUGAAGUGCGACGCCACGUUCGCUGUCCCGUGGGCGAAGCUCGCAUCACCGAGGCCUUUUGUUUGCGCGCCAAGUACGUCAUUCAUACCGCCGGGCCCGUGUACCGCCGCAAUUUACCCGUGGCGAAGCUUCUUGGGGAUGCGUACUGGCAUUCCCUCGAGCUCGGGCAUGCGUACGGCUGCAAGACGAUCGCGUUUCCCGCCAUUAGCUGCGGUGUCUACGGCUACCCGCUCGAGUCGGCAGCGCAAACAGCACUUGAAACGUGCUUGGAAUUUGCGGAGGCGGCGGGUGAAAAUGCAUACGACGCCAUCGAAUUCGUGCUCUUCAACCAGGCAACACACGACGCGUGGCUCGCGGCGGCGAGUAAGCUGGCGAUGGUGACCUGUGACGAGCGAGGCAAAUCAACAUGCAAAAAGAGCUUAUUGAUGUAA